AUGGAUCAAUCCAAUUUAAGCAACCAAAAAUUAAAGAAAAUAGAAAAAAAACUAAGGAAACUACAACACAUUGUAUUAAAAGAAACUGGCGUGGAAUGUUCCAUAAACAAACCAACAAAUAUAUUAGUAAUAGCAAAUGCUGGUCUAAUUAAUGGAUUAACCGAAGAAACAGUCUUAGAACAUUUCUCGAUUUAUGGUACGAUAGAAACCAUCCUGCUAAUACCAGGAAAAUCCUGCUGUUUUAUAAGAUACUCGGACGAAUUAUCAGCUAUAAAAGCAUCAGAAAAUCAUAAUGGAACGUUAAAUAUCGCCCAGAAUUCCAAACCGAUUUAUUUACUAUACGCAACAAGUUUACCCAAUAACGAAGAUGACGCAAUUAACGAAGAAACCGUUCCAGGAUUGGUUAUAUUCGAAGAUUUUAUUACACUCGAAGAAGAGCAAAAGUUGCUCGAUUUGUGCGAUUUCGAAUCGAAUUCCGAUGUAAGUCAUAUGAAAAAUCGGCAAGUGAAACAUUUCGGUUACGAGUUUAAUUACAACACGAAUAACGUUGAUAAAAAUCAACCUCUAACCGAAGGCAUUCCGGAAGAAUGUAAUUUCUGGAACAGACUGGAUAAUACUGCGUUUAAAAGCUUCAUUCCCGAUCAAUUGACUGUAAACCACUAUUUACCAGGCCAAGGGAUACCCCAACACGUGGACACUCACAGCGCCUUCGAGGACCCCAUAAUGACCUUAUCGCUACGAAACCCCAUAGUAAUGGAGUUUAAAAACAGCUACAAACACGUUUCGGUUCUCCUUAAACCGAGAUCUCUGGCCGUAAUGUCCGGAGAAUGCCGGUACAAUUGGACACAUGGAAUCACCCCGAGGAAAUGUGAUAUGGUACACACUAAAACCGGUGAUGUUUCCUUCCAACGUGACACGAGAGUCAGCUAUACUUUCAGGAAGGUCUUGAGAAAACCUUGCGAGUGCAUGUUCAAAACAAAUUGCGAUUCGUUUAAGGAAUCGAUCGAGAAAUUGCGAUCGAACGCUCCGGAAUUGGAAAAAGAACACGUUCACAAAGUAUACGAAAAGAUAGCUGGACAUUUCGAUAGUACAAGGCACAAACCGUGGCCUAACGUCGUUGAAUUUCUGGAAUCGUUCGAGACCGGUUCGAUUGUAGUCGAUGUGGGUUGCGGAAACGGGAAAUAUUUGGGUUUAAACAAAGGCGUUUUUAAUGUAGGCUGUGAUGCCAGUUUGAAUUUGCUGGACAUUUGCAACAAAAAAGGAUUGGAAAUAUUCGCCGCGAAUUGCUUGAAAAUACCCAUCAAAGAUAAUUGCGUUGACGGUGCUAUAAGUAUUGCCGUUAUUCACCAUUUAGCGAACGACGAAAGGAGAUUUUCUGCACUCGAGGAAAUAGCGAGGAUUUUAAAACCAGGAGGCAGGGCUUUGGUCUACGUGUGGGCGAAAGAGCAGGAAAAAGACCAGGAAAAGUCUUCUUAUUUGAAGCAGUACAGAAAUAACAAAACUCCUCAAGCCGCAGGAGAAGCUUCUGUAUCGAAUUUACCCAUUCAUGUUAACAGAACACAAUUCGAGUACGAAGAUCUUCUCGUUCCGUGGAAACUCAAACGAUCCAACGAAUCGAACAAAUCCAACGAACCGAACACUUUCCUGCGAUUCUAUCACGUUUUCCACGAGGACGAAUUGAAAGAAUUGUGCGAAGACAUCGAAAACAUCGAAGUUAUUAAAUAUUAUUACGAUCAAGGCAACUGGUGUUCGAUUAUAAGAAAAUAUUGA
Phyllotreta striolata is the source of this 1770-nucleotide messenger RNA. The record is from the annotation of a GenBank genome assembly. Lineage: Eukaryota; Metazoa; Arthropoda; Insecta; Coleoptera; Chrysomelidae.